This is a messenger RNA of Ectocarpus siliculosus, 1313 nucleotides long. The record is from the annotation of a GenBank genome assembly. Lineage: Eukaryota; Phaeophyceae; Ectocarpales; Ectocarpaceae.
AUGGAGAACUGGUGCGAGUAUGUCUCCCAGGAUGGAGAGAUCAGGAACAUCCUACAGUUCUUCUGCGAAUGCGAAGACUUGGAUGAAACCUUCACCAACCUCGUGUCCGCAUCAUCAGCGAUGUCGUCGACGACCGCUAGCCCUCCAGGCUGGAAGCGGGUGCUCGACGUGGCCCAGGAUCGCGCACGCGUGGGCUACGGAGGUACCAGCGGGGCCAUCCCGAUGCACAUGGAUACUACAUGCACGCCGUAGCGCUUCAACGUUACGGGUUGGCAUUUGAUGUCUUGGCGCGGUACACAAGAGGUGAUAGGGGCAGAAGUUGACGGAUACAGCCAGUCCUCUUGGUGUCGCUGUUGAAGUACAGCAGCAAGCGGUCCUCUCCUCAGCACACAACUAGGAGCCAGGCUCCGAUAGGGCUUUCUGUUGCCAUGGCAAAAGUCGGAAGGAAGUGUCGGACCAGGCGCUCACCACUUCUGAACUUUUGAUGCUGUGGUUGUUCCUCCUGCCCUCUCUUCUCCCCGAGCUUGUGAUCGUUGCCAUAGUCGGCUGGUGGUUAUGAACGCACCGCCCCCCCUGACGGUGCACAGCAGCAACACCCUAUGCAUAAAAGAAACGUAUGCCGGACCAACCCACGGCAAAACCAUGUGUUGCCGUUGUUGUUGUUGUUGUUGUUGAUGUUGAUGUUGUUGUUGUUGUUGUUAUCGGUGUUGUUUUGUGGCUGUUGCUGUUGCUGUUGCUGUUGUUGUUUUGUGGCUGUUGCUGUUGCUGUUGCUGUUGCUGUUGCUGUUGCUGUUGUUUUGUUUUAACCACAACGACCAUUGGUUGAUGCCGUCGCCAUACCGAGAUCGAUGACGUUGUCCGGCUCCCCACCACCGCCGCCGCCGCCGUCGUCUCCAUGAUUGUGUUGCACCCUCGUGCGGACAGGGUACCGUGGCCGGGGGGUGCGAGGCGCGUGGACUUGGCCUGGUUCCUCGCGGCAGCUCUCCUAUGGCUCGUGCGACUUGCGGCGAGAAGGUCGACCUCACUCGCGCAGACUGUCGCUGUUGUGACGGCAUGCUUCGGAGGGCUUGGCUACUCGCACCUGAGAGCCCUCCGCCGGGGGUCACGCUCGCAGUUCCACGUGGCCUGGCUUUCUCUCUCCGUGGUGGGGCUUUACUCUACGCGAUAUCGCGGCGGCGACGUGAACACCGAGUUACACCCCACUCCGCCGUCGAAGACUGCAGACGUGGCCGUCAACUUGUGCUUGUUGGCCAUGGCCGCGUGCUACGGCCACUGCUGUUUCACCGACCCGGGACGAGACAAGCUUGCGAGCG